This is a messenger RNA of Bemisia tabaci, 2154 nucleotides long. The record is from RefSeq and is a predicted model, not a curated record. NCBI's taxonomy places the organism in Eukaryota, Metazoa, Arthropoda, Insecta, Hemiptera, Aleyrodidae.
AAAUGAAACUAGACAGGAGACAAUGUCUGAGUGGUACACGAUGUGAAGCGCACGAAGUUAAUUUCAGUGCCAUCUUUACAAGUCUGUUGGUAGCGUUAUCAGUAUCACACGCAUUUUCGGUGGAAAGGUUAAAUGUCGAAGGGACUCUUGAUCGUAUCAGCGACUCCGAUCUUAGGUCACAUAGAGAAUUUGAAACAAACUACACGGGACCCGUCCUAGAAAAUGAAAAAGUUACUCUAAAAUUUAUGACAGACCUCCUGAAAUUUUAUAAUGACUGUUUAAUUAUUACCUCCAUCGAGAAACCAUACAGUAUUUUACCUGAAAAGGACGUCUUUACGAUUUUGAAGCAAGCUCGAGACUACUUCAAGAAACAACCAUCCUUAGUAGACAUAAAACUACCAAAAAAUGAAAAUAUCACGGUGUGUGGUGGCAUGCACGGUAAACUACUAAACAUCGUGCAUAUAUUUUCCUUGAACGGUCUUCCCUCACCAAAAAAUCGUUAUUUGUUCAACGGCGAUAUCACGGGCAGACGCUUCAAAUCCAUAGAGUGCCUUCUGCUUUAUUUCGGAUUCAAGCUGUUGUACCCGGACGCAGUUUUUAUAAAUCGCGGCCAUAAGGAGGACCAAGGGCAGAACUACGGAUUGGACGAUCUCGUCGAAGAAUGUAGAACGAAGUAUCCUAGGAAUUCAAAACUGCUCCACGGAUUCUGGGAGGUUUUCCAGUGGAUGCCACUUGCGCAUAUUAUCAGCACUGAUAUCGCAGAGAAGAAGAAUGCUGGUGCAGAGGGUAGCGCCAUGUCCCCAAUUUACGGUCGAGUUCUCGUCACCCACGGAGGGAUGUUUCCCAAAAAAGGCGUGACGUUAGAUGAUGUCAAGAAGGUCAAACGGGGCUGCGACCCUACAAAUUCAGGUCCAGAUCUUUUAAUAAAUGACAUGCUUUGGUCGGAUUGGAAUAUACCCGAAGCAUGUAGAAAUGUUACGCAGGUGGAAAAAAAUCAACCGAACAUUACGUCUCAGAUAGGGCCAGAUGAGAGCAAAUCCUUCUGCGAGGCGAACAAAAUUGACUACAUCAUUCGCAACUUCGCGCCCUUGGAUGAAGGAUACUGCGUAGAGCACAACGGCCGAAUCGUAUCGCUAAUAUCAACGGAUGAAUUCACCGAUACAGCGAAGGGCUUAAACAAGGGUGCACUCAUAGUUUUGGAGUCCCCCUCGUUGAUUCCAAGGUUCACGAAAUUCCGCUUCACUUUUGUUGUAGAGGAAUUCUUAAAAACCCGAGUAAUGAGACGAUUUUGGACGGACGAAAAAGAUAUCCCAAUCGGAAAGUAAGACGCACACAUUGCCAUAAGGUAUAAAGUUGAAAAAAUAUCGUAAUUACAUUGGCACAGAAGCCUUAAUACACAAGCUACAAUAUCACGUGAAUUGCAUUUCGCAAUUUGGAACUAUAAAUUCUGGCUCAUCUGAAAAAAACACUUAUGCGCAUAGGGAAACUAAUGGCACAUACGUUGUUUUUAAACCGGGCCAGAAUUUAUAGUUCCAAUUUGCAAAAUGCAGUCCACUUGCACAUGCCUGUCAUCAGCAAAGUACGACGAACCGUAGCCAAUCUCCUCGUUAAGUUGAAUGUAUGCAAGAAUUGGACUUCAAAUUGCAAUUUGGAACUAUUAGUGCUGGCUUAUAGUUAUAAAAACACGUGUCUGCAUCGGGAAAAUAACAGCAGGUAUGAUGUUCCUAAAAUGAGCCCGAAUUAGUUGUUCCAUGUUGCAAAUGUAGUCCAAUUAACCUAUGCCUCCGUACCAUACAGAUGCGAGUAAUCAUCAUCAGUCAUUAGGACAUUGAUUGAGCCGAUUCACUGUUCCCUUAGUAAGUAAAGCGAGGGUUUUCUUUUUCUUUUUUAAAGAGAAUCGUUAACACUUUAAGUACUUUCAUUCGUGGAAUACUGUUGAGCGCCUUGCUGUAAGAAACGAUUUAGUAGAUAUCAUGAGUUGUGAAAAAUUGUAAUUAAUGAACAUACGCCCAGCAAGAAUGAAAUCGUGAAAGAAAACUUAUGCCUUUGAUGUAUAAUCUCUACUGUGUUUUUUCCCUUUCUUCCUUCUUUUGCACUGUUCUCCAUCGCAGUUCUGUUGUUUGUAAAAAUGUAUAAAUACUUUGUUAUGUUUUC